AUGGGCAAGGAAAAGAUUCAUAUCAACAUUGUAGUCAUUGGCCAUGUGGACUCUGGUAAGUCCACCACCACAGGUCACCUCAUCUACAAGUGUGGUGGCAUUGAUGAGCGUACCAUUGCCAAGUUUGAAAAGGAAGCCCAAGAGAUGGGCAAGGGCUCCUUCAAAUAUGCCUGGGUGUUGGACAAGCUGAAGGCGGAGCGUGAGCGAGGUAUCACCAUUGAUAUAGCUCUGUGGAAGUUCCAGACUGAAAAGUACUACAUCACCAUCAUUGAUGCCCCUGGUCAUCGGGAUUUCAUCAAGAACAUGAUCACCGGAACAUCUCAGGCUGAUUGUGCUGUGUUGAUUGUUGCCGCCGGAACUGGAGAGUUUGAAGCUGGUAUCUCCAAGGAUGGCCAGACCCGCGAGCAUGCUCUGCUUGCCUACACCCUGGGUGUGAAACAAAUAAUCGUUGGAAUCAACAAGAUGGACAGCACCCAACCUCCUUACAGUCAGCAACGUUACCUGGAAAUCGUCAAGGAAGUCGGCAACUACAUCAAGAAAAUCGGGUACAACCCGAAGGCUGUCCCGUUUGUGCCCAUUUCUGGGUGGGUCGGUGAUAACAUGAUUGACGAUUCUCCCAACAUGCCCUGGUACAAGGGCUGGUCUGUUGAAAGAAAAGAAGGUAAUGCCAGUGGGAAGACUCUGAUAGAUGCCCUGGAUUCCGUUUCUGCUCCUUCCCGCCCCGUGGACAAACCUCUGCGCCUGCCCCUGCAGGAUGUCUACAAAAUUGGUGGUAUCGGAACUGUGCCUGUCGGUCGUGUUGAAACUGGCAUUCUGAAGCCGGGUAUGGUGGUCACCUUUGCUCCAACUAACAUUACCACUGAGGUGAAAUCUGUGGAGAUGCAUCAUGAGGCGCUGGCUGAGGCCACACCUGGUGACAAUGUUGGCUUUAACAUCAAGAAUGUGUCGGUCAAGGAGAUUCGUCGUGGCAACGUGGCCGGUGAUAGCAAAAAUGAUCCACCCAAGGGCACCCAGUUAUUCCACGCUCAGGUGAUAAUCCUGAACCACCCGGGUGAGAUCAGGAAUGGUUAUACGCCGGUGUUGGACUGCCACACUGCCCACAUUGCCUGCAAGUUUGCGGAGAUCAAAGAGAAAUGCGACCGUCGUUCUGGCGUAAAGCUGGAGGACAACCCCAAGUUCGUCAAGUCUGGUGAUGCCGCCAUGGUGGACCUGAUCCCCUCUAAACCCAUGUGCGUGGAGGCCUUCUCCGACUACCCACCCCUGGGUCGCUUUGCUGUCCGCGACAUGAAGCAGACUGUGGCUGUCGGGGUCAUCAAGUCCGUCAUCAAAGAGGAGCCUAGUUCUGGAAAGGUCACCAAGGCCGCUGCCAAGAAAAAGUGA
This is a messenger RNA of Candidula unifasciata, 1380 nucleotides long. NCBI's taxonomy places the organism in Eukaryota, Metazoa, Mollusca, Gastropoda, Stylommatophora, Geomitridae. The record is from the annotation of a GenBank genome assembly.